AUGGGCACUUCCCUCGGCCAGCCGCCUCGGCGCCACCGCGCGGGGCCCCCGGCCGGACUAGCCACCACUCGCAUCCCAACCUCUUCGGCCACGACGCUCUUCCGAUCUGAAAAACUCUUCCAAGACGCCCGCCGACGGGAGAAAAAGCGCGAGAUCACCCCCAUCGUGGAUACCCUCCUCUCGCUUGGAAUCUCCGGGUCCCCCGCCAUCUCCCAGCCCGGCCGGACUAGCCACCACUCGCAUCCCAACCUCUUCGGCCUCGGCACCAACGGCUUCCCCUACAAGUUGACCCUGGACCUGAGCCCCGCCAAUCCCGUCCAAAAGUCGCCGCAGCAUCCCUCAUCGUCACAGUUGCCCUCGGCUGCCAAAGACCUUGCCCCUGCCUCCAACACCCCUGCCUCUGCUGCUUCGUCCUCGGCCCCCAACGCGGCUCCCCCUGCUACCGCCUCCGCCUCCGCCAUCACCAUCACCUCGGAUAGCACCGACCGCCGCCCGACUCCAGCCCCGGUGCCUGACAUCUUGAUCACAUCGGCCACCACCCCUGAGGCCGAACUCCCCGGUACCCCCAUGAACCAAGCCGGCACCGCGACCGUUGUCCCUCUCUCCUCCAUGCAGCAGCCCAACCCGUCCGUCGGCGGCGGGGCAGGCACCAGCACCGCCCCCGGGGUCUUCCAAGCCGGCCAGGGAUUGCUCCUCUCGCCGAUGCAGAUCCUCGGCUUCCCUUCAUCCUCCUCCGGCGACCAGUCAUCCAUGGGCUUGCUGUCGACCGGCACCAGCGGUCAGCUACUGUCCUCGCAGGACAUGUCCUCGGCCAAUAUCGGCUCUUCGCAGCAGCAGCAGCAGCAGCAGCAACAGCAACAGCAGCAGCUCCAGCAGCUCCAGCAACUCCAGCAACUCCAGCAGGUCCUGCAGCUUCAGCAAUCCGGCCAGCAGCAGUCACCAUCGCAGCAGCAGCAGCAGCAGCAGCAGCAGUCGCUCCUGCUCCUGCAGCAGCUCCAGCAGCAGCAGCUCCAGCAGCAGCAGCUCCAGCAGCAGCAGCUCCAACAGCAGCAGCUCCAGCAGCAACAGGCCCAACAGCUCCAGCAGCAGCAGCAGGCCCAGCAGCAGCAGGCCCAGCUUCGCCAGCAGUUCCAACAGCAGCAGCAGCUCAUGCGCUUGCGCCACGAGAAUUCCUUCCUCCUGCAAAUUGGUCCGUCCAGCUGCGUGCGGCUUCGCCUGCUUGUCCAUGACGCGAUGUUGGACCGGUGUGGCAGUGUCAUGCUUCAGGAAAUCAUGGCCGUUCUCCGGAGAAUGCUUCCCCUGUCGUUGCCCGAUGGGGUGGGCGCCAGCAAGGCCCUCGAUGGCCCCGGAUCGCUGGAGGGCGCCAGUCGGGUCCACCAUUCGGCCGACUUCACGCUCACCCUGACGGUGGAGAUGGUGGAGCCAGUGAGUACCCUGUUGACGGCUGAGCGCCUGGAGCCGGAAGCCCGGGCCCUGGCGGCCGGGGUCCUCCGCUCAGUCUCCGGUCCAGCCAGCAAUGCCAGCAUGGCCCUGCCGGGCCUUGUGCUGGAUCGCUCGGCCGACACCCCCCCCGGGCUGGCCCUCUUCCGGCCGAUUGUGGUCGUGGUGCUGGUGGACGUCCCGGAAGCCGAGCUGCAGGCUGUCGCGGCCCAAACCGAGCAGCAGCAGCAGCAGCAGCCCUCUCUUGGAAGCUAUUUCGAGGGCACGGCCCCGCCAGGCGGCUAA
This is a messenger RNA of Fonticula alba, 1725 nucleotides long. RefSeq lists its product as hypothetical. The coding region runs from base 1 to 1725 and encodes 574 amino acids. Gene Ontology annotation, cellular component: nucleus. Lineage: Eukaryota; Rotosphaerida; Fonticulaceae. The record is from RefSeq and is a predicted model, not a curated record. The transcript is spliced from 5 exons.